UACCGUGACAAACCACUACUGACUGAUAGCAAAACUAUGUUGUGGAAUUCCACAUGCAUUUGAAAUAUUACUAGUGUUUGUGGGACAUUAAAUGUGUGAUAUUUCAAGACGACAUUAAAUAAUGUGUUCAAAUUAUAGUUGACAUGAAAUGGAUGAAGACCAUGUGCCAGUGAGGAAAAAGUUUCUGUGUUUUGAUUUGUGGGAACCAAGAAAAUGGUUGUGGACGUACACUAUAGUACCCAGUGGCCUCAGGUUUGCACUGCACCUGACUGCUGUAGUGGUAGACCUGGUGGUGGCUUGUCGUCUGCUGUGGUCACAUCAGCUGAUUGUAGCCGGGGUAGUCACUCUCUCCAUGGUAUACAACCCUGUACUGCUCACAUUGUGGCUCGCUCCCCCUCAACCCCCCCAGGGACCGCGGCUCACAGACCUACUCGCCUGGGCUACCUCGCUGACUGUUAACAUCAUUGUCUCCCCCGUACUCAUCUCCAUGAGUUUGUUCAAGCAUUUCACCUGGACGAUUUGGGCGAUCCGGAUGAAAAAGCCGUGUAAAGAGGUUCUAGCAGAGUAUGAUGAAUGUCUACCCAGAGAAAUCCACAGUUAUAUGUUUCUACAAGCCUUUACUGAGUGCGCACCCCAGACUGUUCUACAACUACAUUUGCUGCUGCUCGGGGUGACCAACAGUCACUUGACAGCCGGUCUUCAAGCAGUCAGCGUUGCCGUGAGUCUAAUCAAGCUAGCCUGGUGUGUCACUGACUACCAUCGCUACGAGGCGCAAGUAGUGGGCGGCCGCACUCCCGUCCUGCUACUCAGUCCUCCUCAACACAAAGUAUCGGAGGAAAUACUCCCCGUCAGCUACUGCCUUCUAGAUAAAGUAACUCCUCUCGAGCAGGACAGUCCGUCGGGAAAGGUGGUACUAUUUAUAUCCUGGCUGCUUUUAACAUCAGGAAGAAUAUUAUGUGUCGUUGUUUCGCUUGAAGUCCACUUGAGCGUCACUGUUAUAGUUUUGUCCACACAUUUCUCAGUUAUACUUCUGUAUUUUUUAUCGUCUCAUUCCACAUCGUUGUUGGACGUACCGUAUAGACUGAUGAGUGCGUUUUUCUCUCUAAUUUCGCUUAUCGAGGUGUCGGUGCACUUUCACAAAACUCCGCUUCUGUACAGUUUAUUCUUUAUUCUCCUUUCUGUGGAGAACACUUUUUUAAUGGUGUUGUUUUUCGUUUAUCCGUCAGAUAAAUGUGCAAGUGUUUUAAGUUGUUCACAUUUUGGUAUGUUUGCGUAUUUCAAAAUCAAUUCUAAUGUCAUAGGAGUGAUCAUGUUUGGCAUCUACUUGUCUUGUCUUCGACCUUCACCCAGCUUAGUCACAGCUGAUUCUUCCACGUCUGGUUCUCGAUCCAGCUGACUAAUAAAUCAGGUACCA
Molecule: messenger RNA, 1414 nt
Organism: Macrosteles quadrilineatus (aster leafhopper)
Lineage: Eukaryota; Metazoa; Arthropoda; Insecta; Hemiptera; Cicadellidae
Exons: 4
Coding region: 149-1396 (415 amino acids)
Biological process (GO): engulfment of apoptotic cell; phosphatidylserine exposure on apoptotic cell surface; apoptotic process involved in development
Cellular component (GO): plasma membrane
Source: RefSeq, a predicted model, not a curated record